GCCGCCCGCCCCGCCCCAGCCGCAGCUCGGCGCGGCGCGGCUCGGCAUGGCGGGGCUGCGCUUCCCGCAGCACGGCGGCUACUGCCGCGCGGCCGCGGCCAUGAACCUCCUGCUCGGCGUCUUCCACGUCCUCCUGCCCUGCUUUCGGCCCGGGGAGGCGCAGGGACAAGCCAUCGAGCCCAUCCCCGGCGUGGUGGAGCUGUGGCAAGCCGAGGAGGGGGAGCUCCUGCUGCCCGCCCAGGCUGAUUCGGAGGAGGAUGUGGAAGAGCACCCACAAGAGCAAAGCUUCUCAGCAAAAAUGCCUCCAAAUGGGAAGGCCUUACAUUUUCACCCAUCAGUUCUGCAUUUUGGAAUGCAGUUACUGGGGUUACCCAGAGCUAAAAUGCUGCAUGCCUACAACCCUAGUAGAGAUAGAGAUGUUGUAGUCAAUUCAGUGUUUACAGCUACUAGACAGUUUCAUGUGUCUCCUGCUCAUAGCCGGGUGAUUCCAGCGAUGGGAAAGAUGUCUUUCAGAGUACUCUUCCUGCCCACAGAAGAAGGCAGUAUUGAAAGCUCAUUAUUUAUAAAUACCUCAUCUCAUGGAGUUCUUUCAUAUCAGGUUUUUGGAACAGGAAGUCUGAUGUCUUCUCCAGAGGAACCUAAAGUGCAGCUAGCAAAUGCCUACUUACUGCUUCCACACAUUCAGAACAUCCAGGCAUCACACACACUGACAGAAACUAUGAAUGCUAGUCUAUUACGGGUUCACCUUGAAUGCAGUUUACCUAAUGACACAUAUCAGCUAGUUAAGAGCUGCUGUUUUAUGUCCGAUGACUCAAUGCUGCUAGAAAUGAGCUUAACAGUAAGAGUGGAAAAUGCCCAGCAAGAUUUAGUGGAGCACAGACAAUACUUACUGGAGAAUCUUUUUAUAGUUUAUGUAGCAAUGGAAAGAACAAAGACCUCAGGUCAUUCAUCAGUAGAUGUGUAUAUCAUGCAUUCUGGAAACAGCCUGGUGCAUGUACAGGAAAUACGGCAGUUGUCACAAAAAGACCCAUCAGCUGUGGAGUUUGAGCCAGCACUGCUAUCCUCAUCGUCUACUAACUUCACAAAAGUUGCUUCUAUUUCUUGUAAAGCUGCAUCCUGUGACAGUGAAAGUCUUUAUUCUGACAACAGCAAGAACUAUCUUUUGAAAGGCACUACAACACUCAAAGCCUGUCUUUUCUGUCCUGUGAUGGAAGGGUAUUUUGAUGUUGAUCCUUCUGCAGCACUGUUUCAUAUAGAACCACAUCAUAAUACUUCAGGAUAUUGGUCCAUAUGGUUUACAAACAAUUUUUACUUCAGCAUUGAAUUGAAUGAGGUCUUCAUAGCCAGAGAAACAAAGAACAUAGUAAAGAUUCUGAACUUUGCUGAACCUCUGACUCUACCUCCAGGCUGCUGGAAUGUUUUUUCUUUGAAGCUCAUCAGUGUGAAAGACACUGUAACGAAUGCGCUCUCUAGUAUUUGUUUGUCCACAAAUGUGGGAGUGAUGUUUGAAAUACCUCUGCAGAUAUAUUCGACUGUGUCCAAGCAGGGAGAUCUUAAUUUUGAAGCAAUUGCCCACUGUGAUAUUCAGUGCUACUUGGGAAAGUCUGAUUCAGCAAAUCUGCUUUGGCAGAAGAGUCUCUCUCUGGACCGUUCUGCCUGGGACGUGGAUUCUGAGCUUGCAAGUGACCUUUAUGAAAGAUGGCAAAAAAUAAGACGUGGAGAAGCAUGCAGCAGGAGAAGUAUUUUAGGAUCGGCUCGCUUUACUCAGCAGAAGAACUCUGAGGAGGAAUCCUUUGCCUUUUUCUUGCCACGGUUGACUACAGAGCCUGGCCUUACACUCAACUUUAAUGCCACAGCUGUUAAAAGUAGUAUGGUAAAAUAUUUCGUACUAAGAAACCCUUCAUCCUUCCCAGUUACGUUGCAGCUUCUGCCUCUUUCUUACUACCCUGAUCCCCAAGCUUCACUGAGUCUGCUGAAAAAAUGGUUCGGCAUAGAUGUGCAAGCUAUUAAUUUCACAACCACCGAAUUCAGGCUAAUGGAUGAAUGUUCUCACAGGAAUGCACAUCAAGAGGACCUCAUCAGCAAGAAAUGCAGUUCUGAGAUGCUUUGUUUAAGUUUACAGCCCCUGGAAACCAGAAAAGUUGGUGUAAUUUUUACACCUCUUGACUACAAAAGAGUAGCUUCCCUUAUUUUAAUCAGAAACAACUUAACUGUUCUGGAUGUGGUCAAUGUAGAAGGCUUUGGAGCCAAAGAAUUGCUUAAAGUAGGGGGAAGACUCCCUGGUGCAGGAGGAUCCCUUCGAUUUAAGGUGCCAGAAGCGACAUUAAUGGACUGCAGACGACAACUGAAAGACAGCAAGCAAAUUCUAUCCAUUACGAAGAACUUCAAAGUAGAGAAUAUUGGGCCUCUUCCUAUAACAAUUUCAUCAAUGAAAAUCAAUGGUUACAGCUGCCAAGGAUAUGGAUUUGAAGUGUUAGACUGUCGGGAAUUUUUCCUAGCUCAAAACUCAUCACGAGAAAUCAGCAUUGUAUUCACUCCUGACUUUACAUCUUCGUGGGUAAUUCGUGAGCUCACACUGGUGACUGCUGCUGAUUUGGAGUUCCACUUCACGCUCAACGUGACCCUCCCUCACCAUCUGUUACCGCUGUGUGCGGAUGUGGUGCCAGGACCCAGCUGGGAAGAGUCUUUCUGGAGGCUCACUGUCCUCUUUGUAAGUUUGUCCCUCCUUGGAGUGAUUCUGAUAGCCUUCCAGCAAGCUCAGUAUAUUCUAGCAGAGUUCAUGAAAUCAAGACAGAGGCCAAAUCCUAGUGCUUCACCACAGCAGAACAGCAACUCUGUUGACGUAAUCAGCUCUGAUUCCUACAAGGGAAGCUGCAAGACAUUUAUGGAUUCCUAUAGUUCCUCAGAUAAAGGUAAAGGGAAGGGCUUCCUGUCUGUAGGCACUUCUUCCAGCCGAAGUCAGAGUGCGGCAAAGAGAAGUCCUGCGACCUACAGCCACUCUCAGAAGAAACACAAAUGUUCAGUUUACUACAGUAAGCAGAAACCAAACACAGCAGCUGGCAGUGCCAUUGCAGCUGCUGAUGAGAAACAGAAUCAGAUUGCAGAGAACCAAGUCUCAGCGCCAAAAGAGGACAUUUGCACUGAUGAUGUCAGUGAGAACUGGGUAACUCUGAAAUAUGCAAAUAGCAUAAAUGUUAACAAGAAUUUAACUCUUCCAGAAGACUUUCUGGGUAAAGAAGAAAGUACACUGAAAAAUACAGUUCUCAUUAAAAAUACUUCUUCAGAGUGUGAUCUGAAGGAAGAUCUUCAAACAUGUAUGUUUCCUAAGGAAACUAACCUUAAAACUUCAGAAAAUCUAGCUGAGCUCAAAGAACAGGAGUUCUGUUCUGUGAAGAUGUCCAAGAAGCUGCCUGAAAGUCACUUGUCCAGAAAUUCACCUCAACAACAGCCAGAACUGCAAGAAAUAAGGAAAAUUAGUGGGAAUAGCCAGCAAGUGCCUCUCAGGAAUGAAACAGAAAACUGCGAGACUUCAAAAAAGCAGAUCAACCUAAAGCCUUCCACAGAGAAAAAGAUUAGUAAGGGAACCAAGGAAGAGACUCCAUGCUGUGCAAAAGAGGAGAUUACUUCUUCUGAGCAAGAAGAUGCGUAUAGAAAGAAGAAGACUCAGGAUAAAAAGGAAGGAAAUGUACCAAAUAUGAAUUGGAAUAGAAAUAGAACAUCUAGGAAAAAUAAAAAGAAGAAUGUAAAUAUAUCCACAAGGGUCCCUGAGCAGAGUGAGUUGAAGCAUAUGUGUGGUGAAUUUGAAAGGCCGGAUCUGAGAGCGAAUAUUGGAAUAAGAGCCUGGUGUCCUCAGAAUAAUGGGGAAAAUUGUAAAGCAGACCAAAAAGCUGGGAGCUUGUCCAUACAGGGAGAAACAGAAAACUUUUAUCAGAGGUCCAAAAAGAAGUGUUUGGAGAAGUUUUGUUCUGAUUCAAGCUCAGAUUGUGGAAGUUCGUCAGGAAGCGUUCGUGCAAGUCGUGGGAGCUGGGGUAGCUGGAGCAGUACCAGCAGUUCAGAUGGAGAUAAAAAGCCAAUGAUUACUACCAGGCAUUUUCUUCCAUCCAGAGAGAAUAUUUCACAAAAUGAUUUUCCAUCUGAAACUCCUAUCACUCUAAAUCUGUCUCAUAACAUCUGCAAUACCAGCAGAGACAUGAACAGCAUCCCCCAAUAUCCUGAAACCUUAUGUCCCAAUUUCACUGACAUAGCUGCAGAUCCUGACAAAAAUAAAGGUCUUUACCCAACAGGAGACUUGUGGCCUGCCCAGCCAGUCUGCAUGACAAACAGUUUGAAUUACAACCUUGAGAAUAAUAUACCAUGCAUGAUCCAAGAAACCCCCUCUGUCCACAACAGCAAAUUUUAGUAAUGAAAGAUGUGCCACAAACUAGAGAGCAGAAAUACUCUGCCACCACACAGCAGUGAAAUAUGGCCAGUUCUUCAAGUUGUAUCCUGUCAUCCAAAAUGACAGGAGAAGGGCCUGGGGGUCCUGGUGCACAACAAGCUGUCCCUGAGCCAGCAGUGUCCUUGUGGCCAGGAAGGUCAGUGGUACCCUGGGGUGCAUCAGGAAGAGCAAUGCCAGCAGGGCAAGGGAGGUGAUCCUGCCCCUCUGUUCAACCCUGGUGAGGCCACAUCUGGAGUGGGUUCCAGUUCUGGACUCCACAGUCAGUGCAACAGAGAUCAGGAGCUCCUGGAGCACAUACAGAGAAAAACUGGGCAGAACCUGAUGUACAGGAAGUUCCACCUGAGCAUGAGGAAGAACUUCUUUACUUCAGGUGCAGUGACCACACACCAGAAUGGAUGGUCCAGAGGGGUUGUGGAGUCUCUCUCACUGGAGAUAUUCAAGAGCCCUCUGGACACAGUCCUGUGCCAUGUGCUCUGGGAUGGCCCUGCUUGACCAGGGAGGCUGGAUCAUAUGACCCCCUGUGGUCCCUUCCAGCCUUACCCAUUCUGUGACUGCUUUCAUACACCUAUCUCAAUUUGGACUUCAUAUGCAAAAAAUACAUGCACAUCCAUGCAAUUAUGUAUUGAUAUUUAGUAGUGAUAACUUCAGAUAGUUAUUCAUAUUGGCUGAAUAGUAAAAUUGAAGUAGGGCAGCUUCUUAUGAAAUCCUUUUCUAUGCCUGCCUUGUGCAGACUGGAUCCAGAGUUGGACUACUUCAAACUUGUUGCAUAGCAGGGCCUAUUUUGCUACUGACAUGUCUUGAGGAAUUACUUUUGAAAAAAUCUUCUUGAAAUUCUGAAAUUAUUUUAAUAAAGUAGUAUAGCCCCUAGAAAUCUAUGUGUAGCUUAGAAAAUUCACUGUUUAACAGGACUUGAGCACAUUUGGUUGGGAAAAUAGAAAUCUCGAUUUUAAUUGCUAUUCUCAAGGAUUCAAAUGUAUUAUGUCUUCUUCUGCCAUCUCAAGUCACAUAAUCCAUGAUUGUGGGGAAGAAGUACAGUUCUUUUCUUUUUCCAGGGAAGAAAGUUGAACCCAGCUAGGCAUUGCAGGACUCUGGUAGCAUCAUUACAAGUUGUUCAUUUUCCCAGAGGAAAAAGAGCUCUGUGAGAGAGAUUGCUGUGAUUAUGUCAUGGUGCAGGGUAGAUCCUGGCAGAAUUGACAAGUGGAAUGUGAAAAGCCUCAUGUUCAGUUGCCGGCAUUUUGCAUCCAAGAGCUUUACAAUAAAUAAGUAUUUCUAAGUAAUUUUCAGAAGUCCUGCAAAUUGUUUCUGACUGCAGAUUUUUUU
Messenger RNA from Motacilla alba alba, 5758 nucleotides. RefSeq names its product transmembrane 131 like (gene TMEM131L). Gene Ontology annotation, cellular component: membrane. The record is from RefSeq and is a predicted model, not a curated record. The transcript is spliced from 33 exons. Lineage: Eukaryota; Metazoa; Chordata; Aves; Passeriformes; Motacillidae. The coding region runs from base 47 to 4399 and encodes 1450 amino acids.